This is a messenger RNA of Aureobasidium vineae, 933 nucleotides long. Lineage: Eukaryota; Fungi; Ascomycota; Dothideomycetes; Dothideales; Saccotheciaceae. The record is from the annotation of a GenBank genome assembly.
AUGUCGACCUCAGUAUACAUGCCAUCACAAGCUCCACGCAAAGGCUCAACAACAUCACGCCACCGUCGCUCAACAGUAUCUCUGCAUUCGACACCCGGUCUCGGGCUAAUCCGAACAAUCUCGAAGGACCUGCGUACUGGUUGGCAUACUACUACCGCUCUGCAAAAUGAACCAGUCACUCCGCCAUCAUCAGCACCUGUGCCUCAAGCGUACAAGCCCAAGUAUGCAGCACGAGAUGCCAUGAAAGGCUUCACUCCUGCUGCGCCAGGACCUGAGGACCUUCAACAAACGGCAAACUCAUAUUUCGACGAGCAAAACAACCAGCCCUCGCCUCGCUCUCGUCAAGACUCUCUAGCACCCAUCUCUCCCAUCACACAAGAUGCAACGAAACCACUUGCUUGCGUAGAGGCAGGAUUGAUCCCUGAUCAUUCCUUCGACACAUGGACCGCAGCUUGGGAUUCUGCUUACGAGCGACGAAUCAACACUUACCAUCACUGCCCCUCUCCCACCUCUGCCACUUUUCCUUCGUCAUCUGCGCCAUCGAACUCUACCUCAUCAACAACGUCGGAGAAAAAGAAGCGUACGAAAAGUACCAGACCACCACUCACCGGCCGCCUCUCAGUGACCAAUGCAGAAGUGAAACGCUUCGUCUUCGGCGACAGAGAAGACAAGAAGAGAGGAUUUGAGUCUCCAGAAGCUUUUCUGAUGCCAAGAAGGGACAGCGAGGUGCCGAGUUUGGUGCUCUCAGAGGUGUCGAGCAGGGAUAGUGGACUCGAAGAUUUGGAUGAGGGGGAUGAGGAUGAACAGGUGCAAGCAGAGAUUGAGGAACAUGGGAGGCCGAAGAUGGCGAAGGAGAGAAAUCCACGAGGGUCGCUGUUGCACCUGUUGUUGUUGAUGCGGAGGUCUUGCGAUAGAGUAGUCCGACGAAGAUAG